AUGGGCUCUCUCCACAACGGUGACUCGAGCUGCUCCCCUCCUACCACAAUACUCCAGCGCAUUAACCUGGUCCAGGUACGUCUCAUCAAUGAACGAAACCUCAGAUCCAGGCAGCAGCAGCACCGUCUAGUAUAUCGGUCCUGUAAGUGGAUGCCUCCUUGCUCGCGUCUGGAAGUCCAGCAUCAGGGCAACCCUGCCAGUCUCAGCUCGGCGGGAACGGACACAACCCCGCCCUACACCUGCAAGUUUAUGGGGCUGGGACUCCUGCGUGCUCCGUUGGUGCUUCUUGCUCUCCUAUACUCGGAGCUCGACUCGCUCUCGGAAGGGGGUCGGCGUGAAUCUCCGUCCAAACAGGCCCUUCGAUCCCCUUUUGCUCGGGAAAAGAAAAAGCUGGACGCGCAGGGUUGUGGAAAAGCACCACUUAAUAAUAUAUGGGAAGGGUCUCGGAUAAUAGGGGGUAAAGUUGCUGAUAUUGGCUCUUGGCCAUGGAUUGUCAGCCUACAACUUCCGAAUGAGAAAACGUUUGUUCAUUUAUGUGGAGGUUGUUUAAUAGCUGAAAGGUGGAUUCUUACAGCUGCUCACUGCAUUAGAACUAGAGAUCCAGCCUUUUGGAGAGCUGUAAUUGGAACCAAUUUUCUAUAUGAAAAACAAACCAAAAUGAUGGAAGUCCAGGAAAUCAUUGUCCAUCCUAACUUCAUAUUGGAAACUUAUUUAAAUGAUGUUGCACUUUUUUAUUUAAAAAAAGCAGUGACAUAUACUAACUACAUACAGCCUAUCUGUCUACCUUUUGAUGUUUUCCAAAAAUUGGACCAAAACACUGCAUGUUAUGUAAGUGGCUGGGGAUUAACGAAAGAAAAAGGUAAUAUCACAACUACAUUACAGGAGGCACAAGUUCAUUUCAUUUCUCGAGCUAUUUGUAAUUCUGUGGAUAGUUAUGCAGGAUUAAUUCCUAAUAGUUCAUUUUGUGCAGGUGAUGAAGACGGAAAGUUUGAUACUUGCAGGGGUGAUAGUGGUGGACCAUUAAUGUGCUACUUGCCAGAACAUAAGCAAUUUUUUGCAAUGGGAAUUACCAGUUAUGGAUUUGGAUGUGGUCGAAAAAAUUUUCCUGGUGUGUAUAGCGGGCUGUCCUUCCACCAAAAUUGGUUGCUUCAUCAACUCAACCAGGCAAGAAACAAUGAAAUUCAAGCCAUUCUUGAAAGAAAUGUUGAAAUCAAGAAGCUAAGUCGGCCAUUUCUUAAUCAAACUCCUCGUGCUAAGCAGGCUUAGAAAUGUGUUAAUCACAAAAAUGUAAUUGGCCUUUUGAAUGUUUUCACAUCGCAGAAAUCUUAAGAAGAAUUUCAAAAUGUUUACGUAAUUAUUGAGCUCAUGGAUGCAAAUCUAUGCCAAGUGGUUCAGAUGGAAUUACCUCAAAGGAUAUCCUACCUUCUCUAUCAGAUGCUGUGUAGCAGCAAGCACCUUUAUUAUUCAGAUAUUCAACAGGACUUAAAACUCAAUAAUAUAGACGUAAAAUCAGACUGCAAUUAGAAGAUUCUUGACUUUGGAUUGGUCAGGACUGCAGGAACUAGUUUUAUGACGACAACUUAUGUGGUUAACUGCUACUACAGAGUACCAGAGGUCAUCCUAGAACUGGGCUACAAAGAAAACGUUGACAUUUGGUCAGUUGGGUGUAUCAUGGGAGAAAUGAUCAAAGGUGGUAUUUUGUUCACAGGUACAGAUCAUAUUGAUCGAUGGAAUAAAGUUGUUGAACAGCUUGGAACACCAUGUCCUAAUUCAUGUGAAUUCAUGAAGAAACUACAACCAACAGUAAAGGCUUAUGUUGAAAAUAAACUUAAGUGUGCUGGAUAUAGCUUUGAGAAACUCUUCCCCGAUGUACUUUUCCCUGCUGACUUGGAACACAAUAAAUUUAAAGCCAGUCAGGCAAGGGAUUUAUUAUCCAAAAUGCUGGUUCUUGAUGCCUUUAAAAGGAUCUCUGUAGAUGAAGCUCUUCAGCACCCGUAUAUCAAUGUUUUGUAUGAUCCUCCUGAAGCAGAAGCACAGCCACCAAAGGUACCUGACAAGCAGUUAUAUGAAAGAGAAUACACAGUAGAAAAAAGGAAAGAAUUGAUAUACAAGGAAGUUAUUUAUUUGGAGGGGAGAACCAAGAACGGGCAGCCCUCUCCAUUAGCACAGGUGUAG
Messenger RNA from Sorex fumeus (smoky shrew), 2175 nucleotides. RefSeq names its product transmembrane serine protease 12 (gene TMPRSS12). Gene Ontology annotation, biological process: protein phosphorylation; acrosome reaction; proteolysis. Lineage: Eukaryota; Metazoa; Chordata; Mammalia; Eulipotyphla; Soricidae. The record is from RefSeq and is a predicted model, not a curated record. Gene Ontology annotation, molecular function: ATP binding; serine-type endopeptidase activity; MAP kinase activity.